Aspergillus japonicus CBS 114.51 is the source of this 4159-nucleotide messenger RNA. Its product is annotated as Elongator subunit IKI3. The transcript is spliced from 9 exons. Gene Ontology annotation, cellular component: cytosol; elongator holoenzyme complex. Gene Ontology annotation, molecular function: tRNA binding. Gene Ontology annotation, biological process: tRNA wobble base 5-methoxycarbonylmethyl-2-thiouridinylation. The record is from RefSeq and is a predicted model, not a curated record. Bases 85 to 4095 code for a protein of 1336 amino acids. Lineage: Eukaryota; Fungi; Ascomycota; Eurotiomycetes; Eurotiales; Aspergillaceae.
UUUUUUUGCAACAAAAAGAAUCAUCAAUAUCUUCAAGCGGCCGUCGAUUAAUGGCGGCGGGGUAGAAGAUUUGCUAUUCCGAAGAUGCGCAACCUUAAAACCGUGCGCCUCGCUGAGGUGCAACUGCAGAACGAGCUCCCUCUAACAGCGACAGCUUGGGAUACUGCUUCUGACGCCGUCGUUUGUACCUUUGGUCCUACAGCAAAUAACGCAGUUAUCGAGCUGCGGAGGAAGCGUCAUGACGCCCAUUUCUCAGAUCCUGUCGGAGCCGAUGUAUUCGAGUGCAUCGCAUCCUGGGAUGCGCCAUGCCCGCUUCCCGAGCUGGAAUGCGAUCGCGUACUGUCCCUCCACUACUUCGCAGACAACCUGACUGCCUGCCUGGUUCUGGAAGGUGGUGAUAUUGUCAUCGUGCGCGAAGAGCCUCUCCCCGGCGAGGACAAGAUUGAGAUUGUCGGCUCGGUUGAUGUUGGUAUCACAGCCGCCGCUUGGUCGCCUGACGAGGAGCUUCUGGCCUUGACUACUCGAGCCAACACUUUCCUGUACAUGACUAGAGAGUUUGAAAAUGUUGCCGAGAUCACCUUGACACAAGAAGAUCUCAAAGCUUCCCAGCAUGUCUCCGUGGGCUGGGGCAAGCGCGAGACUCAAUUCCAGGGUAAACGGGCCAAGGCUCUCCGUGAUCCUACCAUCCCAGAGAAAGUGGACGAAGGCAAGUUGAGCGCCACUGAUGACGGAAGAACCACCAUCACUUGGCGCGGAGAUGGUGCUUAUGUCGCUGUGAACAGUGUUGAGGCUGGCGUACGCCGCGCGAUUCGGGUCUACUCACGGGAGGGUGCUUUAGAUAGUAUCAGUGAGCCAGUCGAUGGCCUGGAAGGUGCCCUUAGCUGGAGGCCAUAUGGUAACCUUAUCGCCGGCAUCCAGAGACGCGAUGAUAGAAUCGAUGUGGUGUUCUUUGAGAGAAACGGCUUGCGCCACGGCGAGUUCACUCUCCGUCUUACAGAGGAAGAGCGCUCGGCAUGGGCUUCGGAUAUCUCUCUGAGCUGGAACGUCGACUCCACUGUUCUCGCUGUUCAGCUCAGAGAUCGUGUUCAAUUCUGGACAAUGGGCAAUUACCACUACUACUUGAAGCAGGAGAUCCCUAUCGUUAGUAACUCCGGUUACGCCAGUCCUUUCACCUUCACGUGGCAUCAAGAAAAGGCCUUGCGGUUCUUUGCUGGCGCUUCUGAAUCAAUGUUGGACGUGGAGUUUGUGUUUGACGUCGCCCAUGGCUCCACUACAAGCCCGGCUGAUGUUGGUGCCGUCGGUGUUGUAGACGGGAAAAUCUUGAAGCUGACUCCCUUGAGGCUGGCCGGUGUUCCGCCCCCUAUGGCCCACAAUGAAUUGACACUUGAUUCGAACAUCAUUGACGUGGCAUUCAGCAAGUCAGGAACGCGCAUUGCUAUCCUCGAGAACGAUCGGUUCUCUGUCUUUAUCUGGGCCCUCAAGACUAGACCAGUCCCUGUCCCCAUACUUGAGUCCAGCUAUCCACUUUCAGAUGCACCGAACAGUCGACCUCGCCAGAUUGCUUUCAUCAAUGAGACUGAAGUCUUCGUGCUCAAGAGCAGUGUGCCUAAUAACACCUGCAUAGAGCGGACUACGCUUGAGACCCGGGAGACUAAGGUUGCCUACCAAGCAGCUGACUCGGAACAAAUCAUGUCAAUGUUCGCAUCUCUCGGGCAUGAAUCGCUCUGGUUCUCUCACAUUCUAGGACCAACCCAACCGAUCACCUACUCCUACAUCUCAAUGCCCUCCCCAAACCAGUUCGAAGUUAUGCCAUGGAGCCAAAGUCCCUCUGCGGAGACGUACUGGGCGCAAGCUGUGCAGAUCUCUGAAGAUGAGACUCUUCUUAUCUCUCUGACCAAGUCGGGGGCUUUGUAUGCCAACAAAACCCUUCUUGCCAAGAACUGCACUUCCUUCCUUCUCACACAAGCUCAUAUCAUCUUCACCACUUCCUUACACUUGAUUAAAUUCGUCCACCUGAGGAGAGCAGAAGAAAUGGAUGUACCUCCUGAUACCCCGGAAACGGACGAACGCUGCAGAAGCAUCGAGCGCGGAGGACGGUUGGUCACGGUUAUGCCUUCGACAUUCGCUGUCAUUUUACAGAUGCCUCGCGGCAACAUCGAAACCAUAUACCCUCGGGCCCUCGUGCUUGCCGGCAUCCGGUCGUUCAUUGACCGCAAGAAUUAUCGUGCAGCGUUCCUGACCUGUCGUAGUCAAAUGGUGGACAUGAACAUCAUUCAUGACUAUGCACCCGAGCAGUUCAUGGAGAGCAUCCAACUUUUCGUUGACCAGGUCAAGAGAAUCGACUUUAUCGACGAGUUUAUCUCUCGUUUGAGUGAGGAGGAUGUGUCGCAGACGCUGUACAAAGACACGCUAAAGAAGAAGGCCGAAGACCCCGCCCUUGCUGCUCUAUCCGCUCCCUCUAGCAAGAGCAGUAAAGUUAACCGGAUUUGCGAUGCUUUCCUGACCACUCUUGAAAAGCGAUUGGAUACCAACCUGCACAAUUUGAUUACUGCUCACGUCUGCAAGUCUCCGCCUGACCUCGAGGCCGGUCUUCAGCUGGUUGCGCGGUUGAGAGAGGAAAGUUCCGAACAAGCCGACGACGCGGUAGAGCAUAUGUGCUUCUUGACAGAUGCCAACCGUCUGUACGACAAUGCACUGGGCCUCUAUGACCUCGAACUCACCCUACUUGUUGCCCAACAAGCCCAGAGAGAUCCCCGCGAGUAUCUUCCGUUCCUGAGGAAGCUGCAACAGAUGCCCGAACUCCGACGCCAAUUCGAGAUCGAUAACUACUUAGGACGCACUUCUAAAGCCCUGAAACACCUCCAUGCACUGAACGCUCAUGACGAGCUCCGUGCCUAUGCCAUCAAGCACACGCUCUAUAAGGAUGCCAUCGAUCUGUACAGAUACCAGGCCGAGCAACUACGUGACAUGAGUCACCUCUACGCUGACCACCUGUUCGAUCAGUCCAAGUACAAGGAAGCAGGGAUUGCCUACGAAUCCCUCUCGCUCUACACCGAUGCAUACAAAUGCUACCACCUGGCCCACCUCUGGCGCGAGUCCAUCUACUGCGCCACGAUGGUGCCCCUCCCCGCCGAGGAACUCGCCACGCACGCCAGCAGCCUGGCCGCCACCCUCACCGAAGAGAUGAAGGACUACGUUGCCGCGGCGCAGAUCCACGCCGACCACCUCCGCGACAUCCCUACGGCGGCGCGCCUCCUCUGCCGCGGGUCGAAGUUCUCCGAGGCGACGCGCCUUUUGGCCUUGCACGGCCAGCAGGCGCUGAUCCCGGAGAUCGUCGACGGCGGGCUCUCGGACGCCAUGGGCGCCAUGACCGACCUGCUGGCCGACUUCCGCUCGCAGCUUAACGCGCAGGUGCCUCGGAUCCGCGAACUGCGCGUCCGCCGCGCCACGGACCCGCUGGCCUACUUCGGCGGCGACCCCACCCUGGGCGGCGGCGGGGAUGGCAAUGUCGACAUCCCUGACAACGUCUCCCUGGCGCCGACGGACGCGUCCACGCUGGCCGGCCGCUCCAUGUUCACCCGCUACACGGGCAACACGGGCAAGACCGGCAAGACGACCUCGUCGCGUCACACGUCCAAGACCCGGCGCAAGGAGGAGCGCAAGCGCGCCCGCGGCAAGAAGGGCACCGUCUACGAGGAGGAGUACCUCGUCAACAGCGUGCGGCGGCUCCUGGAGCGCGCCAACUCCACCGUCGGCGAGGUCGAGGCCCUCGUCGAUGCGCUGCUGCGCCGCGCCAUGCGCGAGCGCGCCGCCGCCAUCGAGAAGGCCAUGCAGGAGGUGCUGAAGCUGUGCACGGAAAGUCGCGAGGAGGUGUUUGGCGCUCUGGUGGCCGCGACCGACAGGCCCAAGGGGGAGGCAGAUGGGGAGCUCGAGAAUGCGGAUCUCGGCGGGUUUGGCAAUGGCGAAGAGCCCUUGGGGAUGGGCGGCGGCGGGCAGAGCGUCUUCUGGGACAGUGUGACUGCCACUGCCAAUGUGGGCAAGGGCAAGGAGGUGCCUGCUGUCAAGGAGCUGAAGUUGUCGGCUUUGCUCAAUUAGAACGAAACUUUUCUCGGUAAGGCAUGCUGGUCCGUGUACCUGGAAGCCUGCUUGGUGGUCUGUC